AUUCUUGAGAAUUCAUUACCCAAGUUAAUCCACGGUGGUCCAAUCUCACAAUCCCAACUUGAAAAUAUUAUUUGAUCAGCAGAAUUUCACCGGCACUCUACAUACCUUUUCUUUUUCCAACAAUCCAUCUGAAAAACUCAACAAAUUUCCCAUCAAACUUUUUGAAGGGUUUUUUUGGGUUAAUUUCUAGACGCACAAGAUAUAAAGGGGUCAGCAAUUAACGGAAAAGCGGGAAAGGGAAAGGAGAUCAUGUCUAGAUCAAACUGAUUUGUACAAAUCAUGUCCAGAUCAGAAUUGAUAUACAAAGAUCAUGUCCAGAUCAGAACCGAUCUCUCCAGGUCAGAACCAGUACAUGCAUGAUGGAAAGCGAAGUGACUGAGCGUCAAGCAAAAGAACGCCUGAGGACAAAAUGGACAGCUCCCCUUGAUAAGAUUUUUGCAGACUUGGUUGUGGAACAGAUUCAAUUGGGAAAUAGACCAAAUAACAUUUUUGACAAGAAGAGUUGGGGCUACAUACGUGACGAAUUCAAUAAGAAAACGGCUCUAAACUUCAAUAACAACCAAUUGAGAAAACACCUAGAUGUUCUCCGUGUCCGGUAUAACCAGGUUAAAUCUGCUUUAGUUCAAAAUGAUUUCAUCAUGGAAGAUUCAUGCUCCACUGGAUUUGACUUAUGGGAAGGCAUAGAGGUGAAUCCUAGACCAGAAGCAGUUAAAAUUAAGGACUGCCCCAUCUACGAGCAAUUAUGCAUUAUAUUUGUUGAUAGUGGGGCUGAUGGGAGAUAUGCUCAAUCAAGCCAUUAUGAGGAGGUUGAACAUAAAUCUAGAGCAAAUAAUGGUAAUCAUAUAGGUUUAGCAUCUGUUAGGGAAACUGAGGCAGCAACUCCUGAAGCUGCAUCAUCAAUGAAAUCCACGCAAGUGAAUAUUUCUUCGGUUGUAAAGGGAGGCAAGACUAAUUUGGAGAAAAAGAGGAAGCAUACAUCUGAGGUAGAUCAAAAUGGAGAACAACGAAGGGAGCAAGAAAUACUCGAUUCUAUGGCAGAAGCAAUGUUAGAUAUGAUUGGUUCCUCUAAGCUGAGGACAAUUACAAAGACAGAAUGUAAGGAAAUGUUCUCUAUCACAAAUUGCAUUAAGGCAUUGGAUGAAAUUGGAAGCAUGGGAGAGUCAUUGUACUUUGCGGCUUUGGAUCUCUUUGAUGAUCCUAAUAUAAGAGAAACCUUCAUAUUGCUUAAUGGUGUGGAUAGAAGAUUGUGUUGGUUACAGGAGCAGUGCAGUUCAACUAGUUGCUUUGAAGCACUAGGACACAUUAGCUAUAGAGAUUAACUGUUAAUGGAGUGAACUUUCUGUAAUUAUUAGGACAAACUAAUUUAGGGAUCAUUCAGUAAAAAUAGACAGAAUUAUUAUAAGCAUCUCAAGGCAAUGAAGUGGAUCUCCAAAAUCAAGAGUUUGGAGUUUCUUUAUUUUACA
Spinacia oleracea (spinach) is the source of this 1463-nucleotide messenger RNA. RefSeq names its product L10-interacting MYB domain-containing protein. The coding region runs from base 357 to 1319 and encodes 320 amino acids. The transcript is spliced from 4 exons. The record is from RefSeq and is a predicted model, not a curated record. NCBI's taxonomy places the organism in Eukaryota, Viridiplantae, Streptophyta, Magnoliopsida, Caryophyllales, Amaranthaceae.